Malaya genurostris is the source of this 13669-nucleotide messenger RNA. It is a transcript of the gene Crk, whose product is annotated as adapter molecule Crk. The transcript has 3 exons. The record is from RefSeq and is a predicted model, not a curated record. Gene Ontology annotation, molecular function: protein binding. Bases 475 to 1314 code for a protein of 279 amino acids. NCBI's taxonomy places the organism in Eukaryota, Metazoa, Arthropoda, Insecta, Diptera, Culicidae.
AAAGCAUAAAAAUACGCCAAGUUCAGUGCUUUCGUCUUAUUACUGUGUAGUGUUGUUCGACCGCUUAAAUUGAUUAAUAUUUCGGCCUUCGGAACGGUGUUUGUGGUCAACUAAUCGGGGUGAGUUUGUCCAGCGGCAGGUUGUGGUACGCGAUUCCUGUUGCAUGAGUUGCGUUGCCCCCGAGCGGAUCAGGAAGCAACGGCAAGUGUCGCACCGGUAGCUUUCGAGGCAUUUCCGAUGGCGUAACAGGGAGUGCUUAGUAUUAACUUUUGUCGUCGCUCGUCGUCUUUCAUUGAACUGCCCUGAGAUUAUAGGACGACGCAUAGAAAUCGAAUCCGGUUACUUGAACUCGAAGAUUAUUGAUCCGUAAUCCGUAAUUGCAGUGAGAUUGUUCUCUAGUUCUGGUUUAUUCUUGUCUGUCAUCGUUUUUUGUAAGAUUAAAAAAAACCAUUCCGGAAACAAAGGUGGCUAGAAAUGUCAACCUUUGAUGUGUACAACCGGGCUGCCUGGUACUUCGGUCCGAUGUCCCGCCAAGACGCCACGGACCUGUUGAUGAGUGAACGCGAAAGCGGAGUAUUUCUGGUUCGUGACAGCACCACCAUAGCGGGAGAUUACGUGCUUUGCGUUCGGGAAGAUUCCAAAGUUAGUCACUACAUCAUCAACAAGAUUCCAGCCGCCGAUGAUUGUUUUAUGUUUCGGAUCGGUGAUCAAACGUUUUCCGAUCUGCCGGAUUUGCUGACCUUCUACAAACUGCACUAUCUGGACACGACUCCUCUGAGACGACCGGCCAACCGACGGUACGAAAAAGUGAUAGGAAAGUUUGAUUUCGAAGGAAGCGAUCCAGACGAUUUACCCUUCAAGAAAGGUGAGAUAUUGGAUAUCGUCAGCAAGGACGAGGAGCAGUGGUGGACAGCGCGUAACAGCCGGGGACAGACGGGACAGAUACCGGUUCCGUACGUUACCCGCUAUGAGGACAACAUUAUCGAUCGACCACCGAAUGCGGGUGGUGCAGGAGGACCCAAUUCGCUGCACCAUGGGCCACCGGUUGUGGGAUUGCAUCAUUCGGAAAACUCCAACAUCUUCAAAUCAAAUCUGAACCGACAGCUGCCAGCGUUGGCCCGGGUGAAACAGGAACGGGUACCGAAUGCGUACGACGAGACGGCCCUCAAGCUGAGCGUCGGCGAUGUGAUUAAAGUCAUCAAAACCAACAUCAACGGCCAGUGGGAGGGUGAACUGCGCGGCAAGGUAGGUCACUUUCCCUUUACCCACGUAGAGUUUAUCGACGAUGACGUCCAGCAUUGGAGCGGACACUAGAAGGGACGCGCGACCAGUCGCAGUAGAGUUGUUUUAUUUUAUGUUCAACGAGGAAUUUAUUUAAUUGUACAGAUUAGUUUAUGUUUAGGGUGUAUGAAUCAUGAGUCAUUUAUGUUUUUAUGUUUGUUAUGACGUGGGCAGCCGAUUCCGGAGCAAAUUCAGUCUAGGAUGUAAGUGUAUAGAGUAGAAGACAGGUAAAACAAAAAAAGUAAAUCAUUCUAAACUGACAGGAUUGUGAGCAGAACAAUUUACAUCCAAUAGCAUUCAUCGAGUAGGAAAACAGGACGUUUUGUAAACUGAAAAUAGAUCAGCAAAUAUAUUUAGUUGCUAACAGAAAAAACUCCAACCAACUAUUGUAAAAAUCGAAAUCAAAAACUACCAUAGUAAGUGAAACGAAAGGUUCAACAAGCACGGUCUUUCUUCGCAUCCGCCGUUUCGGGAAAGCCACAAGUGAAUUUUGCAAGAUGCCAAGAACGGUAAUGAGAACACGGUAGAGUUCGGUAUUUCUAAAUACUACGGAGGUUGAUUUGCUGCUUUGUGCUAGAGACAUUGAAAAUAAUCAGCAAACGAAGAGAGGUCAGACUAUAAUCAAUACAUUCUAUUAACUCCUCACCUUUCAAAUAUUAGUUCGUCUUACAUUCGCGUGGAUUAAUUUUUACAGAUUUAGAGUACUCAUAUGACGUGAAUAAACUAUUGAGCAAUCUCAAAAAUUAACAGUAGAAAAAACGUGUCAAAAUCAGGAUCGACUUGAUCAGAAUUGAAUGAAACUUUGCACACAUUUUCAGUAUGACAAACCGUUUGUUUGUUUUGCACGGAUGGAGAGACCAAUUUGACUCAGUACUGAUUUUAUAAAAGGGGGUAAGCAGUUUGCUAUGGAAACUCUUCAAAUUGUUGUAAUUCGGAGACUGCUAUUGGUAGAGAAUAGUGUCAAACUAAGUAGUUCUAAGAAAUCGAAUGAACACUCUAGAAAAAAUUACAGUAAGCUUCAAAACAUGGCUUGCCACUUAAACAACGAGUGGGUUGUGUCAGAGACAUAACUGGAUGACAUGAAUACGAAAAAAAUGAAUGAUUCAACAUUUAUUUACGUUUCGUCUUAGGCUCGUCAGUGCUGAGCAGUUCAAAUUGAACCGCUAAUCAGACGUAGAUUUGCGAAACACUUUUCCUAAUUGCACCGAAGCGCAAUGUCUAAUCUGACGUCUUGACGGAAAACGCAAUGAUUCAGCUUCUUUGAUGUAAUUGAAUCUGAAUUUUGUACCUAGAAUUCUAGCACCGAAUUUUCUAGCCAAAUGCUAGCACUGAAUUCUGAAACUAAAUUCUCAAUUUAGAUGCUAGAUUCUGGAACUGAGUUCUGAACCUGAACUCGAGAACUGAAUUUUGCAUUUGAGUUCUAGAACUGAAUUGGGAAUCUGGAUUGAGGAACUGAUCACUGAACCUGUGUUUUGAAACUGAAUUUUGAAACAGAACUCGAGACCAGGAUACUGUUUCGGAGCUGAAUUUUGAAUUAUAGUUACAGAAGACCGGUCCAGAAUUCAGUUUUCAAAAUCGGAUCCAAAAUUCAGCUUCAAGACUGAGUUCUUUAAUCCAGAUGCGGAAUUUAGUUCAAAAAUCUUCAGAAUCUAGUCCCUGAAUUCAGUCACACUUUUAGAAUUGUGGAAAUGAAUUUAUUAUCUCAAAUCUAGACCUGCAUUCUAAAGCUGAAUUCUGAAACUGGUUUCUGGAACAUUCAUUUUAGAACAAAAUUUUGGAAAUACAACUGCGAUUUGGAUCUCAAUUCUGGUCCUGAAUUUCGGUGUGCAGUUCCAGAGCUUCAGGUUCAGAACGCAGUUUCCGAAUUUCAAGUCUAAAAAUCUGGACAGGAAUUUUGGAACUAAAUUUUUGUCUGAAUCUCAAUUCCAGUUAUAAAAAUCUGUUUCAAAAUUCAGAUCCCAGAUUUUUAGACUAGAGAUUUAGAUCCCAAUCCUGAAUUUUUACUCAAAUUAAGUUCCAGAGUCCAGGUUUUGAAUCAAGAUUCUGAUCUCAGUUUUAGAUUUCGGUUCCAAAAUACUGACUUAGAAUCAAAUUCUUCCCCGACGAAUGACCAAUUAUGGGUAACUGACUUAGAAUCAAGUUCUCAAAUUUGGUUUAACUUCCAGCAAUUUGGAACUCGGUUCUGAACCAGGACGAGGUACUGAAUUUAAGAUCUGGAUUUCCAAAUUGAACUCUAGAAUUCGAUUCUGGAUCUGGAUUCUGGUCUGAACUGGAAGAGGCAAAGCUACGUUGGUUAGAUUGAAUGAAGCAUCAAAUUUUCACCUUUUCUCAAUUCAAAUGUUCUAGAAAACUUGAAUUUUUAGCUAUUUGUGGUUAUCUCAUACUUAGAUUUGCACUAUACUGAUGGUUUUCAUCUCCGAUUUGCAAAGAAGCAAUCUUUAUAGUUCUUUAGAUAACAUUUGAAGCCAUUGAAAUGGCUGUUUUUACAUAAUGUUCCCUAUCGUUGACCAACCUUUCGUUGUAUUUUGCUUCAAUGCAAACGACCAGCAGCAGGAUGACGCCAUCGGUCUUCUUUGAAGAGAAACUGGCUCUGCAAAUAUCCCGUAAUUGAUUCAAGACUGAACUGAAUUCUUAAUUCUGGAACUGGAACUGCACCUGAACCUACCGAAAUUAUGCACUUGCUUUACUUCCUGCUUUUAUAACAUUUAUACCUAUCCAGGUACGAGAAAGGCGCCAUGAGUUUUCUUGUUUGAUACUAGUUAAUAGCAAACAUUUUAGAAAACUUUAAUUUUGAACUAUUUGUGAUAAAUGUCAUUCAACUGAAAAUGGUAUCAUAAAUUGAGGAUCAUAUUUUCGAAGGCAUGUAGCAAAAAUUAUGUUGAUACGUUAGAUGCAAUUAGAGAUAUUCAGGUAAAUUUUGAACAGGCGCCCCAUAGUAAAGUAAGACGUAUUCACGACAAAACAGUCUUCAUACUAAGCUGAGUAACUUUCGUGAAGACAUCAAAUAACUCAGAUCAACCGUUAUAUCACUAGCAGCAGUGGUGCUUGAUAUAUUAAGGAAUGAGCCACUGUUCGGAUCUUGUGUCGGUUUAUCUUUAAUAAUUUUAUGUACAAAUGUCGGAUUGUUUUGUGGUAUUCGAAAGUAUUCUUCCUCAUUAAAUUUCCUACGAAAAUGACAUAUGCACUGAAUUUUAGAGUCUAUAAGGUAUACCAAUUACAUUCUGCCAAAGCCUAAUAUCAACUUUACUGAUACCGUCGAAAUCAUCAGGAAGGUUGUCGGAUCGCAAACGUCUGUCUUCAAUAAGCGCUACCAGUGAAAUCAAAAGCAAGAAGACAUUAUCAGCUACGGAGGGAAGGAAAACCGUGCACUUCUAUUUCAAAGAACAUGACACGGUUUUGUCGUCUGUGGCCUUAGAGCGCACUGCUUCACAGACAUAUGAGCCAAGGUUACUUUCGGCUGAAACAGCAGAAGCUCCUGUUACACUUCAUAAUCUGAUCGACGACUAUCAACGGCUCGACAAUCUCAAGGCGGACACAUCCAUGAUCGAGCGCCAAUUAAGCUCGAAACCAACUGCGCACGCAGUCCGGGAGAAGGGAAAUUCUUAUCAGCAGCAGUCUUCAAAAUCGGAAGAUAAAACACCUCGCAAACUUUGUUGACAAUGCGACCAAAUGCACUUCGUUCGGGAUUGUCCUUUUUCGAACCACCAAUGCUAUGCAAAGUGCAACCACAGUGGUCAAAAUCAAUUUCAUGUCAAAAUCAAUUUCCAUGUCAAAAUCAGUUUCUUCUGGCGAAGAGAAGAAGUUAUCGAACAGACGAAGAAAAUUUGGGGAAGCCAAAUCCCAAAGAAUCUUUAUCGGGAACCACAUUGCUCAACAUUCAAGCAAGGCUAUCGAAAGCGAAAGUACGUAACUACAAUCGUUAACGGCGUAGAACCAACGAUUCAAGUCAUGAACGCAUCGGGAAAGCCGUUUUGCCUUUCUCAUAUAGAAAGGUUAUGAAUCACUGUGAAAACCGUCUUUUGAACCGAGGCCCGGAGGGCCGAGUGUCAUAUACCAUUCGACUCAGUUCGUCGAGUACGCAAAAUGUCUGUGUGUGUGUGUGUGUGUGUGUGUGUGUGUGUGUGUGUGUGUGUGUGUGUGUGUGUGUGUGUGUGUGUGUGUGUGUGUGUGUGUGUGUGUGUGUGUGUGUGUGUGUGUGUGUGUGUGUGUGUGUGUGUGUGUGUGUGUGUGUGUGUGUGUGUGUAUGUGUGUAUGUGUGUGUGUAUGUGCGUAUGUGUGUAUGUAACGUUUUUUUGCACUAACUUUUCUCGGAGAUGGCUGAACCGAUUUUCACAAACUUAGGUUCAAAUGAAAUGUCUUGAGGUGCCAUAAAAAACUCCUGAAUAUUAUUUGGAUCCGACUUCCGGUUCGGGAGUUAUGGGGUAAAAUGUGCAAAAAAAAAGAAAAUAUGUGUUCUAAUUUUUCUCAUAGAUGGCGCGACCGAUUUUCACAAACUUAGAUUCAAAUGAAAGGUCCUGUGGUCCCAUGCGUAAUUCCUGAAUUUCAUGCGGAUCCUACUUCCGGAUCCGGAAAUAUAGGGUGAAGUGUGUUAAAAAUUGUAUACCAUCACUGAAAAUGGGGAAAAAUUUUUAAAAAAUUCUAAAUCGACCUCAAAUCUUUUCCAAUUGAUUGUUUUUAUCAGUAGACGGCCAAACAAACCGAUUUCGGUUAUUCUUUCAAGAAUCGCAGAGAAUUAUUUUGAAGAAUACCACAGUAUUAUAUAUGAUAGUAUGAUUGAUAUGAGAAAGGCAUCAUUACACCACUAGGUGGAUUAAAACAGGUUUUUUUCUUAAGUUUCAUUGCGACGUCACCAUCAACGGUAACACUGAAACAAGAAAUAUAUCCUCGAUAUCGACUGGAUCGAACUUUUCAAGUUGUCCUCAGUUCCCAUCAAUUCGGUCUACCAAGUAAAAACAUAAUCGGUCGAACAGCGAAUUCGUAAAUUUGAAACGAUUCCUUGGGACAUUGCAGAAAAGACCAACCAAGCGACCAAUUCAAUUCCUUCAAUACCAUUCCAUUGGUGGAUGCCGAACAAACACGGUUGGAAACGUCUGGUAUAAUCCAGUCUGUCGACUUCUCCGGAUGGGGCUGCUCAUAUUGUGGCGGUACGUAAGCCAAACGGACGGGUUCGCAUUUGUGCGGACUACUCGAUGGGAUCCGCUUCCAACUCCUGAAGAAAUUUUCGUUCAACUCAAUGGCGGCAGUACAGUGUUCAGCAUCAUUGAUUUGUCCCCGAUGCGUAUAUACAUUGAUUCGAAGUUGAUGAUAGUACCAAGAAGCUACUUAUCAUCAACACGCAUCGUUGUCUGUAUUAGUUUAAUCGCAGGAGUAAAGUCCGCUCCAGGCGCUUUCCAACGUUUGGUGGAUGGAAUGUUUCAGAUGUUUGAGAUAUUUUUGGUGUCCGCUCUGUUAUGAUUCUCAAAAAACUUGAAGUCGCAUCUAGCACCAUUCAAUUUAUUGUUCUAACGGUUGAAGGAGUAUGGAUUUCACGUCAAAACAGAAGUACCAUAAUCAAAGAAGGCAUUCGUCCUAAUCCCGAGAAGUUGAAGAGCAUUACUCUUCCUCUUCCUGCCCCGACCAACGUUUCUGAAUUACGGCCGUACCUAGGAGCGAUCAAAUUCUAUGACAGAUUCGUUCUCACCAUGUACGAGUUACGUCAUGCGAUGGUAACCAGCUGCUGAAGAAGGAAGCAAAAUGGCGAUGGACUCCAGAAUACCAACGCGCCUUUAAUGAAUUCAAGACAGCGCUUCCGUCGAAUUUGCUACUACCUCACUACGAUUUUAAGCUAUCAUCCAUCGUAGCAGCAGACGCGUAUUAAAUAGUGGGAUAGGUGCAGUCAUUUUCCACCAUUCCCGAUGGAAAGAUUAAGGCUGUUCAACGUGCUUCAAGAACGCUCGCAUCCGCAGAGCGGAACUACGGACAACCUAAGAAAGGAGCUCUCGCGUUAGUCUAUGCAGUAACAAAUUUUUGGUAGGACGUCAUUUCACUCUGCUAAGCUACCACAAGCCACUACUGUCUAUUUUUGGUUCCAAAGAAGGCAAACAAACUGCAACGCUGGGCACUUGAGAUGCAGCCUAGCACCGAAUCCAACCAAUCGAAAGAUGAAUAGGUUAUCGCAGCGCUCACUUCAGAGCAAGACUUAUUAAGUAUUCUUUCUGACGCGACGCCACAUAAAAUUUGUAACAUUGCAGGAAGCAACAUCAACAAAUGUCAACUUUUAACUAUUAUCAAGCACAUUCGUAACGGAUGGCUCUCCUGCUCCAAGAAUCUCCACUGCAGCUCAACUAUAUUACAACAGACGAGAAUCUCUCAGCCUAAUCGACGGUUGUGUAAUGUUUGGCCACAGAGUCAUUGUUCCUGAGAUGUUCUCACGAAGGAUUCCGAAAUGGUACGCAUUAAAGUAACAACGACAUUGAAGGUUACGUCAACCGCUGCACGAAAUGUUUAUUGGCGGCCAAGGCCUACAAAGAAGACAUUGGAAUCUUUACCGAUUCCUGCCAAACCCUGGUCCAGCAUACAUAUCGAUUAGACAGGUUGAGUCUAUCUCUAUAGUAAUAGUUCAUCCCUUCUCUAAGUAGCUUGAAGUACAUCCAACAAAAUCGACGACAACUAAAAUCACCACCACUGAUUCAAACCUUCGCAGCAUUCGGCAAUCCAGAAAUAAUAAUCUCCGACAAUGGAAUUCAAUUUUCAAACAACCAAUUUAAAGCAUUCUGUACAGAUCAAGAAAUACGUCAUAUUCGUAUUGUUUCGUACUAUCCGCAGUCCAACGGUUUAGCCGAAAGACUCGUGGAUGCUAUGAAGAGAAGCCUACGGAAAAUCACUCGAAGAAGUACUGCGCGUCUUCCUGAAUGUUUACCGCUCUAUUCCUACUACGCUGAUUUGAAAGCUCCCGCUAAAUUUAUGUUCGCAGACCAAUACAUACCGUAUCGUAAAAAAGAACUUUAGCACGGAUGACAAUCUCUUAAGGAUCAACAUCGUCUGAUACGGUCACAUGCAAACCAACUCAACACUCGAUUUCCUGAACCCAGUACAGUAGAUAACCCAACAUUAUUUUCGGGUUUUUUCUAUGGUUUCGGAUUAACGGCUUCAAAAAUUCCCAAUGUUCCUGUAGGAUGAAUCUAAUGAAACUAUCCUGACAAAUUAUUCUUUAGAAUAUGAAGGUAUCAGAAGAUAAGGAAUCAGAACCUUUACAAUCGACAACACCAAUUCUAGAGGAAGGUCAUCUUCCAGUUCGGUUCAAGCCCUACUGUAUGAUGAAACCUUGAAGGUAGUUGGAUCAUAGCAACCUACGAUCAUAUAACAACUGACACGAAUCCUACUUUAAUUCAUUUUUUGACUGACUUCCAAUAAAGCAACAGCUAGAAUCGCUCAAUCCGAGAGUUUCCGGAUACAACAAUAACAGAUAUACUGGCUUGAACAAUUUUUUUCUAAAUCCCUUGUAAAUUACUACCACCUCGACUGUUCGUAACUAGCUUUCAAAACAUUCCACUACGUUCCGUUUCUCCAGAUGUUUGGGGUUUGUGCGGUUAGUGGAAUGAAAUUAAACCGAUUUCGAAAAAAAAUUGUUUUAAAAGAUGAGGAGAAAAUUGCUGGAAUAUCUAAGGAUAUUGCUUUAUAGAUAAAAUGUAGAUUUCGAUUGAAUUCUGUUUUUGAAAACAUUCGUAGCAACAUUCUAAAUGAUAUUUUAAAAGAAGAAAUUAAGAAACUAUAUAGCAUUCUGAACGUGAAAACUUUAGAAUGAAAUUAUCCAAAAAAUACUCCCUUGGUUUUUCAACUUUCCUGAGUAAAGUCAAAUUUGCAGAAGAGUGCGAAUCCGAACGAAAAUGGCUUCUUUAUACAAAAUUCGAAAAUUUACGUUCCAAACCAUUCUGAAGACAGACCUCUAAAACCUUCCAUUCGGAUUUUGGUAAUAAAGUGGUUAUUUUGGACAAAGAAGAUUACGAUGUUCAAAUAAUCCAUAAAAUUAAGAACGGCCCUAAUAGAAAAUAAAGAACCAGACAUUCUUAAACGAGUUGAAAAAACUCUGAAAGAUUGCAAUUUUGGUUUACCAAAAGUUUACAAACCUGGCAAUGAAAUGAGAGAAAUUAUUUCUUCAGUUACAGCUCUCACACUAAAAACCUCCAAAUGGCUACUAAAAGAAACGUUAAAAUUCUUCAUAGUGGAAUUUAAGGGGAUUUUCAUUUUUGUUCAAAACCGGUUCAAAUUCUCCUGCAUCCUCCUAUGGAACAUGUAGAUUUUUUUUAUUCCAACUGCAACUAUAGGAACACUUCUGACUUGAUUUCCCUAAGAACAGAAGAUAACUUUAUCUCCAAGCCGCAUAAAUCACACACGAAUUCGAUCGGAAUAAAUUAAAGAUAAACUUUUAAACAGCAAAACAAAAAUUCAGCGUUAAGUGAAAGUAGCACCUAAAUAAUGUCGCGAUGUGAAUGCUGCACCCAAAAUAGUGUCGAUCGUGGUGACAUCUGCAAGUGUUCGCCACGCUGUUUGAGUAAAAUUUAACACACAGUUGAUAUGUGAGCCUGUAUAUCUGUUAUCUGUUUUCUGUGGUGAAGCUGAAAACAAAAUUUUGUCCCAGUCUGUUGUUCAAUCGAUUUCCUACACGCUUACUUGUUGCACAACCUAAAAUUGGUUGGUUUACCUAAAAUUGAGUAGAAUCUUAUUAAAACGAUUGAUACGAUGUUUGCUGAAAGCGUCAUUGACUUUGAGUGACAUUCGUCGCACAUCGAUCAACUUUUUUUUUGUGCAGAUAAUCAAUAUUUGAGGAGGUAUGGUUUUCGUAAACGUGGGUAGCAUCUACUCAAUUAUACGAAAACCAUAUCUACUCAAUAAUUGAGUAGUUGUAUAAAGAAGAAGUUGACAUAUGUGCGACGAAUGUUUCCAAUGUAUAUCCAAUUUUCGUUAGAACAUAUUUUGAUGCAACUCAGUAGUCACCGGUAAGCGUGUAGAACUUUUUUGAAUCAAUUUUUUUACAGUUAACACUUUCCGAGAUACCGUGAUAGAAGAAAAAUGCAUACAAAAAAAUCAUUCGCCCUUUUUCAAAGUCACUCUCAAGUGCAUCUCUACAUUCGUAAAAAAAGACGUUUGCGUAUUUUCCUUUUUUUCUGAGUAUGUGAAGUCUGAUGAUCUUCUAGGAAUUUUGUCUAAAACGGAUGAAGCGUAGAAAAACUUUGAAGCUCUAGCAUAAAGCACAAACGAACCUCCCGUGAGAAAAAGAAAACGAAAGGAAUAACUUUGAAGUCCAAAGUAAAACAUGCGCGAAAAACGAAUCUAGUAAUCAAUUAAGACGUAAACUUAUUAACAACGAUCCCGUCGUCAACUACCAGAAACUGUAUGUAGUGUAUCUGUAGAAAGCAUGUAUGUAAAAACCAUUCAAAAAAGUAUCGGAUUACGAAAAAAAACUACGAAAGAUUUCGAUUUUGCUAAAUUUAGAAUUGUAUGAUUUGUGAGAUGUUUUGAGAACAGAAUCAAAAAAAAAUCAAUUCAAUAGGUUUCUACCGAACAGCACACUAACACACUAAUGCCAAAUAACAACAAAUAAGAUACAAACAGAAACGAACAAAAUGGGUCCAGAUUAUAUGAAAUUCCGUCGAAGGCAUAGCCUCUUCCUGCAAGAGACACUAGAGAGAAGAUAGUCAGCUCGAGUUCUCAUCAUUUCAUAGUUAAGUAGCAUGUUGCGAAUUGUGUGACAGUUCUCUUCCAACGUUCAAACCUGGUUGAUGAUUUGUAGAAGUUUUAUAUUAUAGGAUUCUCAACAAAAAUUUUUUAUAAUUGUGCAGCUUAGGCAAAUCUGUCAUUAGUUGAUGAAUAGUUUUCACUGUACAAUAGAAUUUGAAAUACGUCGAACGCGGGGUGGUAGAUGACCGGGGAAAUCAGGAAAUCCGGGAAAGAGUAGGGAACUUGGUUUCACCUGGAAAAAGUAAGGAAUUUUAGUGCAAAACCGGAAAAAAUAUUAGCAGCCCAAAUGUAAGUAACAAGUUUUUUUAUUCCACAAGUGAAAAGUAGGAGGCAAUACCUUAAGUUGCGUUUGAGCGAGAAGUUUAGUAAAAGUGUUACUGGUUCUAUUGGAAAUGAACUAACUUUCUAUAGAAGUGUAUAAGUUGAUGUCCAAAGCGGCGUCAAAUUGGAGUCUUCAGACGAAAUUCUUCGCUAAUUUGAAUAAUAGAAAACACUCCACUUACCAUGCCAUGCUUUUUCUUGUACGAUCUUCGCCACAGUUACCUUUCUUACGUCCGAUUUGCUUGCAGUCGUUGGAAAUGUGCUGUGAAAAUGAAAAAUUCAUGAAUGAAAUGCAUCAAGCACCAUACUUUUCCUUUUGACAAAUAUUAAUGUCGUUUUCGCUUGAUGCCAAACCUAACCCAGUUUUCACCCAAACUGCUGUCAAACCGUUUGUUUGAAGCUAGUUUCGAACCUAGUUUUAACGUUGUUGAACUGAAAAUCGAGUCAGUUCCGAAGCUGGUUUUUAUUUUAGAUUUGCUCAAACCCCCGUUGCUAAGUGCGAAACCAGCACAGUUUUCGUGAAAAUUGUUUGUUUGAUGCCCUGGGUUGGUUUCAGUUUUCUCCAGCGAAAACGACAUAAAAGUCAUCAUUUCGAUGCGGAACUUCAAUUUCUAUUUCUAUGGUUUCCCGACCUCUAUUUCUAUGCGAACAGGACAACUUAUUGGCUAGUUUUAUAAUCCAAUUGUUAUACUGUGUCUAUACAUGGUUGACAUAAACUCGUGAAUUGUGGUAUAACUCACUGAUCAUACUUUUCAUGAAAUAAAAAACAUUCAAGAAAUGUGCUGAGAUUGGACCGACAAGAGAUUGAAAAUUGAACUUGAUUUAAAACGUCAAAGCAACUCAUGGCCUGCUUGUGAUUACACUUUAGUUCUGCCAAUAAAGCUCGCUUCCGUCAAUGGCUAUAAUUGACACUAUUUCCAGUAAGAAAGUUUAGUAUUUUUCUUGUUCGUGAAACUAGUUCAAAACUUGACUACAAUGCUAUAAAACUACAAAAUCACCGAGAAGAGAGUAGAACUGUGCACACAAUUGCGACAUGAUCCCAAACAACCCCAUCGACAGUAGCAGCAGAUUAGCAAAGCACAAGGCCUUACUAGCUAAACCAACUGGAACUGUGUAGAAUCAUGACGUUGACAACUAGUUAGGCAUCCUUACUUCAAACGGAAUAGGCUUGUAGGUUUGCGGUUUCGCGAUAGCAAUUGUGUUAAUGCUUUUGCAUUUUGAGUAGCUUGCAUUCUGCGUCCCGUUUUCGUUUUUUGGUUCGCUUAGUCAGCACAAUUUUGUAGAUAUGGUACGAGAUGAAGAGAAAGUGUAUUUUAUAUUCUAACAAAUCGAUACAGUGGAAGUAUAAAUAGGCAUAUUUAUAUAUUUUAUACAUAAUUAUUUGUGAAGUUCUCAAAAAAAAACCAUUUUGAACAAAUCCAUUUUUAGGAAGAAUAGAAAUUUCGUCUUCGCUGAACUCAUCCUCUAAUCAGGUUUUGUAUCGAACAAUCUAAAAAAAAACUAUUUCAAUUCCAAUCUCGUUGAAAAGUUGUGAAAAAUGUUAAUGACAUUUCCAUUCGAUAAACCCCACGAAUUGCCAAUGAAAAUUUGGUUGAUGCAAUCAAUCGAUCAUACAAUUACUAAUCUUAAUGUGCAAUACGAAAACAAAAAAAAAAGAAGAAACAGAAUCACCGCCACAAAUAAAGCAGAAAAUGACCGAGUCAACAACACAAUCUAAUUAGCACGUAAGUUUUCUGAGAAGGCUGAGUUGAUCUUUGAUCGAGAAGGAAUAGGGUCAGGGUCGUUUCGAUUCACUCGUGUAAACCAGUUCGAAAUUUAAUAAAGUUAGCGUUAUUCUCAAGUUAAGACAAACAAGCUUUCUCCUUUACUCCUUCAGAGAAUGAACAUAAGAAGUAUACAACCCUUACAAUAGGCGCAAGUAAAACUCUUUCAGGACAAAUACAAAAUAGACAGAUGUAUGCGUAGCUUGUAGAAUUUAGUUAACGCUCCAUGUACGAAAUAAUUACACUAUAUAUAAAUAAAAUUUAUUUAAGAGAGAAGAUAAAAUAUAUUGAGCGAGAAUGGACUCGAAGUAGAAUGCGGUCACAAAACAACCGAAGAAGCGAAGCAGAAUAUAAUUUUCAAAGUGAGUCGUACGGUUGAUGCGAAAUGAACGAUUAUUCCAAUCUAUCUAUCACAUUGAAGUAUUCGUAAAAAUUACAUAGACGAAAUGACUGCAGUAUCCGAAAAUGGAAUCGUGUGAGCUUUUGGGUCAGUGGAAACAAAUGCUCGAUCCGAUACAAUCCAGUACGGAACCCAUUGAAGGUACUAGCCGGAAAUAAAGAUACAGUCAAAUUGCUUGAGUUUGAAA